Fonsecaea erecta is the source of this 1041-nucleotide messenger RNA. RefSeq lists its product as hypothetical. NCBI's taxonomy places the organism in Eukaryota, Fungi, Ascomycota, Eurotiomycetes, Chaetothyriales, Herpotrichiellaceae. The transcript is spliced from 6 exons. The coding region runs from base 1 to 1041 and encodes 346 amino acids. The record is from RefSeq and is a predicted model, not a curated record.
AUGCCAGUCAACGACCUCGAGAAAGGGAAUCAGCCCACCGACGAAUGUCGGGAGGGUAUCGUCAAAUGGAGCUUGCUGCGACUCUUCGGUAUAAGAGGUUUGUCCAAACGGCAGCAACAUGAUCAAAAGGUCUUGGAGGAGGAUGAGACAGAUGUCCGCGCUCUCGAAUGUGCUGUCAGAGGAUGGCCGAGAAUCGCGACGUUCGUCGAUAGCGACCCAAACUUCAUGAUCUACCGGCGUUUCGGAUUCUUGAGAACCAGGCUGCUGUUAUGGCAUCAAGAUAUCCUCCGCGAAAUGGAGUCAAGGCUUGACUAUCAGGACAUGCAGGACGCCAGCUCGGUAGGCACACGGCGUUACCUGUCAAACCGGGAUGGCGACGACAUGCGAACCCCAGCCGUCCGGAAAGCCUUGUUUCAAGAGCUGGAUGUGCAAUUGAAAGCUUAUGAUGAUCUUUUGUCUCGCUCCGCAGCCCUGUAUCAGUGGCAGAGGCCUGACAAAGAGAACCGCGUGAGUAUCGCCAAUUUGAUCCACAAUGACGGAAGCCUCGCUCGAAGAGACCGGAGCUGGAUCAGAAAGAUCGAUGAUUUGAUCGUCCUUGGUGGAGAACCAGAUUCUUCCUGGGUCCACGGUCUGGUCAGCCACGUCUUCACAUGGAUCAGUAGGUCCGUGGUCAAAUGCUUGCUGCGCAACAGAAUCCAAGACCGGAAGCUCGAAGGCUCGACAAUACAUGUCCAGUUAUAUGAAAGAAAGCGGUUCAACCGGGUCGUCGGAUUUCUGUACACGAUCGCCAUUGUGGCGUUGAUCAUGGGCCCGGUGUUGGUCCUCUACAGGUUGCGACACCUGGACGGGUACGCACAGAACUUGUUGGCAUUCGCGUUCACGAUCGCCUUCGCCUUGCUUUGUUCGACGGCAACGACUGCAAAACAGCACGAGAUAUUCGGGGUUACUGCGGCAUACUGCGCGGUGCUUGUAGUCUUCACCAACCAAAACACAGGGGGAAGCGUGCAAGCACCGACAACAAAUCCGCACACGUCUUCGUGA